CACUGAUCUCUACAGUCUGCCGUUAGGAACAGAACACACGCGGCAGAUGAGGGACUUUGCAGUGGUUGUGUUUGCGUGUCUAUAGGAACAGGAUCAGCACAGUGGCUCGUGUAGACGCUCGCUGCCUCAUUGGCACAUGUCCCGGCGGGGUGGAGCGUAGCGGGGCUGCCUCUUGUUCUGCGGUCUUGUUUUCUCAGCCUCACAACAGAGCAGCUGCAGCGACCGCGAGGAGAGGAGCGUCCGCCACCAGCCGGUGACCGAGUCCGUGGAUUUUCUGUGGACCUUAUUUCCCUGGGUUUGACCGCAGUCACAGUCCUGAGAGGUGACUGUGUUCGUGACAGUGCAGAGGACUGAGUCAGUACAGAGGAGACGGGGGUUGUUCGGGCUGGUGGAGGUUGUGAUCAUCGUUGUCCUUCCAGCGCUGCCUCCGUCCGCACUGUCCUGCAGGAGCGUUUUAACUGUGGAGCCUCUUCCUCGCCAAAUGGGUGUGAGUGCGUGAGGAGAAUACUAAUGAACGGCGCGCUGCGUCCUGCUGAGGCGCACCGCGUCCCCCGCUGCUGCUGAGGGCCACAACAGAGCCGACCAGUCGUCCAGAGCUCAGUCCCGACCUGAGGAAUUUUACACCCUCAGCCCAGGACUUAAUGAGCGGGGUCUGAGCACCGGAGCGGUUUUAUUUCCAGAGUCGGAGGUGGAUUAAACCCUCCAGCAGCUGCAGACAAAAAGACGCCAAAAUGGGCAACAGCUUCUCCAACAUCUCUGCCUUCCAGUCUCUUCACAUCGUCAUGCUGGGGCUGGACUCCGCGGGGAAGACCACAGUUCUCUACAGACUCAAAUUUAAUGAAUUUGUCAACACGGUUCCCACGAUCGGCUUCAACACCGAGAAGAUCAAGCUGAGUAACGGCACCGCGAAGGGCAUCAGCUGUCAUUUCUGGGACGUGGGAGGCCAGGAGAAGCUGAGGCCCCUGUGGAAGUCCUACAGCCGGUGCACCGACGGGAUCAUUUACGUGGUGGACUCUGUGGAUGUUGACCGGCUGGAGGAGGCCAAGACCGAACUGCACAAAGUCACCAAGUUUGCGGAGAACCAGGGCACGCCGCUGCUGGUCAUCGCCAACAAGCAGGACCUGCCCAAAUCUCUGCCCGUGGCGGAUAUCGAGAAGCAGCUGGCCCUGCACGAGCUCACCCCCUCCACCACCUAUCACAUCCAACCUGCAUGCGCCAUAAUAGGCGAGGGGCUUCACGAGGGCAUGGACAAACUGUAUGAAAUGAUACUGAAGAGGAGGAAAUCCUUAAAGCAGAAGAAGAAGCGGUAACAGCUGCUGACUCUGCGGACAGUGUUUUAGUCUCAUACUGUGAGGAAUCCGGGUUCUGCCAGUGGUGCCCCACACAGGUUUACUUUGCAGUGAUUUUUUUACAUCCUCAGUUUGGAUUAAAGCUGUUCGAUGCUGUGAGGCCCUGCUGAACAGACAGGAGGCUGCAGGAUAUGAAACAACAUAAAGUUUAACCAAAAAGACUGAGAAGAAACUUGAAAUGACUCUUCUACAGCAGGGAGGAGGAGGAACAGGCUGGCCUGUUUAUCUGCUGCUUUAUCAUAGACUUUAAAGAAGCUCCUUUGCUGUCCCUCCCUGAGGACUCUAAUGGACUAGUAUUUUUUAUUUCCAUCCACAGGACAUGUACUGUUGAAACAAGUUUGAUUUUGCACGUGGCUGGGGUCACCUGUGCCCCCUGCUCUGUUUUUUUCUAAACAGACAUCUGUAGUAUCAGUGUUUGAUUCUGGAUGUCACACAGACUGUUUCUUUCUUGGAGCAUUGAAGUAGCCUUUCCUCUGCGUGGUGGGCUGAGGACAGAGUGUCCACUACUUUGCACUUUUCAUUUCCUAACAAGCAGUAGAGAAUUACACUGUAUUAAUAGAGGAGCAGGUCCAGGAGGUUUAUGUACUAAGAAAACAGAAUUGAAGUAUUUUUUGAAUAUUAAAAGAUUUAAAAUCCA
This is a messenger RNA of Lates calcarifer (barramundi perch), 1986 nucleotides long. Its product is annotated as ADP-ribosylation factor-like protein 4C. Gene Ontology annotation, cellular component: cytoplasm. Gene Ontology annotation, biological process: intracellular protein transport; endocytic recycling. The coding region runs from base 732 to 1310 and encodes 192 amino acids. The record is from RefSeq and is a predicted model, not a curated record. Gene Ontology annotation, molecular function: GTP binding; GTPase activity. NCBI's taxonomy places the organism in Eukaryota, Metazoa, Chordata, Actinopteri, Centropomidae. The transcript has a single exon.